Beauveria bassiana ARSEF 2860 is the source of this 2730-nucleotide messenger RNA. RefSeq names its product coenzyme A transferase. Gene Ontology annotation, molecular function: succinyl-CoA:3-oxo-acid CoA-transferase activity. The record is from RefSeq and is a predicted model, not a curated record. Lineage: Eukaryota; Fungi; Ascomycota; Sordariomycetes; Hypocreales; Cordycipitaceae. Bases 1 to 2730 code for a protein of 909 amino acids. The transcript is spliced from 4 exons.
AUGCCUUCUACCGUCAUGCGCAUGCGCACCUUGGGCGCCUUUGCCCGCCACGCGAGCAACCCCACGGCCGUCUUCGCCAGACAGUUCUCCGCCACUGUCCGUCGCGCCGAGAUCAACAAGGUCCUCCCCUCUGCCGCCGAGGCCAUCAAGGACAUGAAGCCCAACGCAACUCUUCUCUGCGGCGGCUUCGGUCUUUGCGGUGUUCCCGAUACUCUGAUUGACGAAGUUCUCAAGAAGCCCGAGAUUGUUGGCCUUACCGCUGUUUCCAACAAUGCUGGUACUGACAACUCUGGUCUUGGCAAGCUUCUCAAGACCAAGCAGGUCAAGAAGAUGGUGGCCAGCUACAUUGGCGAGAACAAGACCUUUGAGACCAUGUAUCUGACCGGUGAGGUCGAGCUCGAGCUGACUCCCCAGGGCACCCUCGCCGAGCGAUGCGCUGCUGGCGGCAAGGGUAUCCCCGCCUUUUACACUCCCGCUGCCUUUGGCACCGUUGUCCAGACUGGAGACCUACCUCUCAAGAACAAGGCCGACGGAACUCCCGACGAAUACUCAUACCCCAAGGACGUCAAGGUCUUCAACGGCAAGUCCUACCUUCUGGAGCAUAGCAUUGCCGGCGACUACGCCUUUGUCAAGGCCUACAAGGCCGAUAAGCUCGGCAACUGCCAGUUCCGUCUCGCUGCCAACAACUUCAACGGUGCCAUGGGUCGUAAUGCCAAGAUCACCAUUGUCGAGGCCGAGCACAUUGUCGAGCCUGGCGAAAUUCCUCCUGAGGCUGUCCAUUUGCCCGGCAUCUAUGUCAAGCGCGUCAUUCAGAGCAGUAGUCCCAAGAAUAUCGAAAAGUACACCUUCAGCAAAAACGACAACGACCCUGAUGCCAAGGCUGCCCUCGGUACCGGAGAGACGGCCGCCAAGCGUGAGCGCAUUGUUCGCCGUGCUGCCAAGGAGUUCAAGAACGGCAUGUACGCCAACCUGGGUAUCGGUAUGCCUAUGCUCGCCCCCGGCUUUGUUGGGCCCGAGGUAGAGGUUCAGCUUCAAUCCGAGAACGGUAUUCUCGGCCUUGGACCCUACCCCAAGAAGGGCUCCGAGGACGCCGAUUUGAUCAACGCCGGCAAGGAGACUGUCACGCUUAACCCUGGUGCCGCCGUCUUUGGCAGCGAAGAGAGUUUCGGCAUGAUUCGCAGUGGCCGAAUCGAUCUUACUAUUCUUGGUGCCAUGCAGGUCAGCGCCAGCGGUGACCUCGCCAACUGGAUGCUGCCCGGAAAGGUCAAGGGAUUUGGCGGUGCCAUGGACCUCGUCAGCAAUCCAUCUGCCACCAAGGUCGUCGUCACCAUGGAGCACACCGACAAGAAGGGCAACCCCAAGAUCAUGAAGCAGUGCGCUUUUCCUCUGACCGGACGCGCUUGCGUUUCACGAAUCAUUACCGAGCUUGGUGUCUUCGACGUCGACUUUGUCAAGGGCCUUACCCUGAUUGAAAUUGCCGACGGUUUAACGGUUGACGAGAUUAAGAGCAAGACCGAGGCUCCCUUCAAGGUUGCCAAUGACUUGAAGCCUAUGCUGGGAGGUGCCUGUCUGCAUGCAUGGAAGAUAUUCUCGGAAUUUCUCAUGACUGGCGAGCAAAACGACCCAGCGCUCGACCUGUAUCGGUUCCGACAGCAUCUUUGUCACCCAGAAGAAGAGCUGAAGCUGUAUAUUCAGCCCCUUAACUCUGCAUCUGUGGACUUCAUUUCACACAUCAUCAUUUCUGGGAACUGUAUCUUUCAAGGUAAUGAGCUCUUGGCGCUAGCCGAUAUGAAGAAUCUGGGUGUGUUGGAGCUCAUCAAGCCCGCGGACGGCAUUUUCGCCUCGUUUCCCCAAGUGAACGACCGCAUCAUCCGUGGCUGGUCGGAGGCAGUCGACCCUUUCCCUUUACUGCGAGUUUUAAAAAUCUGGGGCGAUCAGACGGUCACCGAGGUGUCACUACGGUGGGCAGCAAAGUUUCCGUCUCUGGUGCUCUACGAUGUUAUAGCGGGCAAGGACGGCUGGACGUCUGCAUGCGAAGAAGCGAAAGCAACAGGCUGGACAGUAUCUCAACAAAUAGCAAGGUCGGAGGACAUGUCUAUUCUCCGAUAUCUGAUGCUUUUUGCCCCCAGCGAAGAUAUGGCCAUGAAACGGUUCUUUGAUCUGUCUAGGAGCAUCGACGACGACCUUAUCAACUUGUCCAGAGACGCACGCUGCGUGCUUAAGCAUGUGUCAUACAACGAGGCGCCGCCGCUUCUCGACUGCUUGAUGGAUUCAGCCAAGGUGUCUGUGAUACAGCCUGACAUUUCUCGUAAAGCGGUGCCGACCGAAACCCAAUUUUGCCAUGAAGCCGCGUUUGAGGCAUGGGCAUUUUGGCUAUAUUCUCUAAUAGGUCAGCUUUCCGGUGACCGCGACAUGGAGAGCAGGGGCAUCGGACCGAAGCAACAGACCGUCGCUGGACCGUUUGUGCUGCCAUCGAAGCCCAUGGCAUGCCUUUUUCUCGGGCACAGUGGCCACGGCGGCAUCACCAGCAAGCCGUCAUACAUCAGCAGAGGGUUGUUUGCGACUAAGCGUUUUACAUUUACCAGGCUCGAAAUUUUGAAGGGCAUUAUCCCGCCAAACACCAGACUUGCAGCAGGAGCUGCCAAUUCCGAGAUUGCACCAAAGCGGCAGGCUUCGGUGAAGCAUAACAAGCGGAAGCGGAUCGAGGAUGUCUUGGGUUCCUUUGGCUGA